Colias croceus (clouded yellow) is the source of this 2728-nucleotide messenger RNA. RefSeq names its product protocadherin-like wing polarity protein stan (gene Cad96Cb). Gene Ontology annotation, cellular component: catenin complex; membrane. The transcript has 16 exons. Bases 371 to 2728 code for a protein of 785 amino acids. Lineage: Eukaryota; Metazoa; Arthropoda; Insecta; Lepidoptera; Pieridae. The record is from RefSeq and is a predicted model, not a curated record. Gene Ontology annotation, biological process: homophilic cell-cell adhesion. Gene Ontology annotation, molecular function: cadherin binding; calcium ion binding.
AACGCAACGGCCACGGAGUACGAACUAGUGCAGUCUUUUGACACCGGUUUGGAUAGACGUGAACGGAACGGCUCUUUAAUUCACUACACGUGUAUAAACUGUGCAGUAUAUUUACUUUUAAAUUUAAAAUAGUGUCGAAUUCUUUUUAUAUUUUAUCUGUGCUUUUUUAAAUCCCGUUUUGGCGGUUUUGUGAAAACUGAAAAGCUUAGACCGAUAUUGUUAGGUACUUAUUGGAUUUUUGGAUUAAUUUGUGCACCUUUUUUAUGAAUAUUGCGUGUGUGAGACAGGCUCAGCAGGCUCGGUAGGUGCGGCAGGCCGGCAGGCGCGGCAGGCCGGCGGGCAGACGCCAUGAGCGGUCGGUAGCGGCAGCAUGAGCGCGCUGCUGUGCCUGGCGCUCGUCGUCGCAGCGCCCACCGUGUACUCGCAAGCUGACGAGGACCCAAGACUCGAGCCGCCCCUCGCGGCCAUUGCGCUCUCUAUCCGUUCCAGACCAAUUCAAGACAGCCGGUGCUACUUGAUGAAUGGCGGCGCUGUCGAGAGCUUCUUCAUCAGCGAGGACACGCCUGUGGGCAGUAUUAUUGGCACGCUAAGCGUGAACGGCGAUCCGUCCUCCACGGGCGACAUAUCACUGUCGCUACAAGAGCGCGGCGCGGCGGUGGGCAUCGCGGCGGGCUCCAAGAACCUCACGCUGCUGCGCGCGCUGGACCGCGAGGAGCGGCUCGGGCCCGCCAGCGUGUACGUCAACGUGCGCUGCGACCGCCGCCGCACCGCCGACCCGAGCUUCGUGAUCCCCGUGUCGGUGCGCGUGUGGGACGUGAACGACAACGCACCCAGCUGGCAGGGCGCGCCGUUCGCCGCGCGCGUGGCGGAGAGCGCGGCGCGCGGCGCGCGCGUGGCGCUGGCGCGGGCCGCCGACCCCGACCAGCCGGGCCCGCACGCCACCGUGCACUAUGAGCUCAUGGGGCCCGCUAAGGAGUACAUAGACUUCGCGAACGAACUAGACGGCACCAUAAUCAUCAAGAAGCCGCUCGACUACGAGAAGUUCCACAACCUGACCGCCACGCUCCGCGCAAGAGAUGGCGGAACUCCGCCCAAGUCAGCUGACACCACGCUACAUGUGGAGGUGCUGGAUGCUGAUGAUCAGAACCCGGCGUUCUCGCACCCGCACUAUGUGGCUGUGCUGGGGGAUGAUGUGAAACCGGGCACAGAACUAGAAACGUCUCCCGGGCCGGUCUCCGCGCUGGACCAGGACCGCGGCAUCAACGCGCCGCUCGUGUACUCGCUCAGCACCCCGGCCGUGCCCGUGCGGGUCGAUAGAGAGACUGGCAAGAUAUUCCUCACUAACGACUCGCUGGAUGCUCUGCCACUUACUGUUGUUGUUAAGGCGACGCAGAUAGACAACAGCGACCGCUACGCACUCGCCACGGUGUCGAUCCGGCGGCGCGCGUCCCGCACCGCGCCCACCGCACUCACUGCGGCCGCCGCAGCGCCCACCGCACCCACUGCGGCGGGCGGUGCGGGCGGCGUGCGGUUCACGCGCGGCGAGUACAGCGCGCGCGUGUCCGAGGACGCGCCGCCCGGCACGCUCGUGCUCACGCUCACCACCACGCCGCACACGCAGGCGCCACUACAGUUCUACGUGUCGGAGCGGUCGUUCCUGCAGCAGUUCGCCAUCAACGCAGCGGGCGAGCUGCUGCUGCGCGCUGCGUUGGACUACGAGACCGCGCCGCAAUACCGCUACCGUGUUAUGGUCACCGAUGGACACACUAACGACACAGCAUCCCUGAACAUAACAGUGGACAACGUGAAUGAGUGGGAGCCGCGGUUCCGCUUUCCGCUCUACGAGUUCCGCGCGGACCUGGAGCAGGCUCGCAGUGAUGACGAGCUGGUGCCCGUGGGAGAGCUCCACGUGUACGAUGGGGACACUAAUGAUAAUGUCACAGUCACGCUUAGGGGACUGCACGCUGAGCUAUUCGAGGUGGGUCCGGGCGGGUCGGUGUCGGUGCGUGCGGCGGCGCGGCGCCUCAACACCAGCGCGUUACAUCUCGUCGCCACCGCGCUCGACUCCGGGGCACCGCCGCGACAGUCCUCAGUCCCAGUGGUAGUCCACGUGGGUGGGGCCCGCACCAGCGAGGCGGCACGUGCGGGCGGCGUGCUCGCCACGUUCCUGGUCGCGCUCGUGCUGCUCGCGCUCUGUGUGCUCGCGCUGCUGCUGUAUAUUUGUGCCAAUCGACGGCGGGCUCCCAAGGGCGAGGCAUCGAGUGUUCCGCCACAAAAAGCAGCAAGCGGCGGGCCGGUGGGCGGGCCGGUCGGCGGGCCGGUCGGCGGGUCGGGCUCGCUGCAGAGCGUGUCGGCGGGCGCCUCCACCAUCCUCGACUCCACCUCCAGCCUCGACAUCCGACACGACGCCACCAACGGUCGCCAGUCGCAGCGGCCCAGCAAGAGCAAGGUGGCGCCGGCGCCGCCCGCACUGCCCGCAGCGGGCACACCCGGUACCGGUGCCGGUGCCGGUGCCGGUGCCGGUGCGGCGGGUGACCCGGCGCUGAUGAGCGACCACCUGUGCGGGGCCGCGGGCCGCUCGGGCGUGGCGUGGCCCAGCGCCACCAUCCCCGCGCGCGUCAAGAAGCUCAGCUGGGACGACGCGCCGCCCCGCAACCAGGAGGGCUCCGCGGUGGAAGCCACCAACCCCGCAGUGGCUGAGCACAUGAACCUCACCGUAUACUUCUAG